AUCAUCAACAGCGGCCGCACCGAGCGCCUACUCGCCUACACUCGUUGUCCGGGUCAUUAUUUUUUAGAAUUCGUACGUGCAAUUUAGAAAACAUCCAUCCGUGCGUGUAUAUUUCAUUUAAUUUUACAAAUUUUUUUUUUUUUUUCCUUCCUCCCUCGAAAAUGUGAGAGGCGCUGUUGGCGAGCUCACACAGUCCGUGCAUGUGUGUCGCUGCUGCUGCUGCUGCUUUUCUGCUACCAAACCUAGCUGCUCCUCACUCGCUGCUUUAGCCCACCUAGCGUUUAGUUACGUGAGGGGGAGAAGAAGAAGAGAAAAAAGAAGAAGAAACACGCGAAAGUAAACCGCAUCCGCGUUAUCUCUUAUCAAAAUCGUCAAGAAUCAAUCUCGCCAACCCCGUCGCUGUCGGGAAAAAGGAGGAGGCGGUUUAUGAUUUAUUAUCGUGGAAAAUACUUUGCUGGCUAGCAUCGCAGCAGGGCAGGCUAGCCAUUUGUGUGUGUGUGUGUUGUUCGUUCUGAGCGAAGGAAGGGGGAAGAAACGGGCGAGUUUUUUCUUUUUUGAAAAGUAUGGAUGAUCAGACGAGGAUGUUGACGGGGCUCGCCGGACUCGGUGGACUAGCGCAGGCCGACGUGGGGGAGCCCGACUCGGUCAGGAAGCAGCAGAGUCUCGGCCAGCCGCAGCAAGACAUUGGGGAUAUUCUACAGCAGAUCAUGGCCAUCACCGACGAGAGCCUGGACGAAGCGCAGGCCAGAUGCUGGCCAGAGGAAUCGCCGGCGCAUUGGGGUGGAUCAGACGACCCCACAGAGGGAGGGAGAGCAGGGGGGGGCAUGGCAAGGGGUGGCCUGCCACUCAACUUCCAGCACAGGAAGCAUGCCCUGAACUGUCACAGAAUGAAACCAGCCCUUUUCAGCGUUCUUUGUGAGAUAAAAGAAAAGACGGUGUUGAGUAUACGCGGCGUGCAGGAGGAAGACCCACCAGAUCCUCAGAUCAUGCGUUUGGACAACAUGCUGCUAGCAGAAGGAGUGUCAGGACCAGAGAAAGGUGGAGGAUCAGCCGCUGCUGCUGCAGCUGCAGCGGCUGCAGGCGGCUCGCCCACCGACAGCAGCAUUGAACACUCUGACUACAGAGCCAAACUCGCCCAGAUCCGUCAGAUAUAUCAUUCUGAGCUGGAGAAAUACGAGCAGGCCUGCAGUGAGUUCACCAACCAUGUAAUGAACCUGCUGAGAGAGCAGUCUCGCACACGGCCCAUCUCUCCCAAGGAGAUUGAACGCAUGGUGGCCAUAAUCCACCGCAAAUUCAGCUCCAUCCAGAUGCAGCUCAAGCAGAGCACCUGUGAGGCAGUCAUGAUUCUGCGCUCGCGCUUCCUCGAUGCCAGACGCAAGAGGCGCAAUUUCAACAAGCAAGCUACAGAAGUGCUGAAUGAGUAUUUCUACUCCCACUUGUCCAACCCUUACCCUAGUGAGGAAGCAAAAGAAGAACUGGCCAAAAAAUGUGGGAUCACUGUGUCUCAGGUCUCUAAUUGGUUUGGCAACAAGAGAAUACGCUACAAGAAGAACAUUGGUAAGUUCCAGGAGGAAGCAAAUCUCUACGCAGUUAAAACAGCGGUGGAUGCUGCCAAUGUGUCGGCGCAGGCUAGCCAGGCUAACUCACCGGCAACACCCAACUCAGGGUCCCCAGGGUCAUACAGCAUGUCUCACACAGGUGACACCUACCUUGGCCUGCGCUCCCUCAACGGCGAGGGUCUCAACACCACCCCCUCUCUACAGCCUCAGGUGGAUACCCUGCACCAUGCUACACACCUGACGGGCGGCUAUGAGGAGUUGUCAGGUAGCGGCCUCUUCACCCCUCAUCGCUUGGAUGCUAACAGCUGGCAGGAUACCACCAACCCCCCCUCGGUUCUGUCCCCUCCCGGCCCUCCUGGCAGCGUCCACUCAGACACCUCCAACUGAUGUGGAGCUUCUACCUGCCUUCACUUCUCUCCUUCGUUGGUCUGCUCAGACAGCUAUCUUCUGUUCCUAUUUUUCACUUCUUCUUUGUCAACUAGCCACACAAGGCUGCACACGCAUCUCACACACACACGCUGUGCUGGAACACAGGACAGCUGUACAUUCAUUUGGAGGAGUUUUCCCUUCAGCACCACUCCAAUGCUAAAAUCUUUGUAAGUCAGAAUGAAAGGCGGAAUGGAGCUCACAACUACUAAAACGUCAUCCUCGCUAACUAUCAAGAAUUUUUUUCUUUUUCUUCUUUUUUUUUUUUUGAAAACCACUGACCAGCUGUGUAGAUGAUCGUGAUGUUUCUGCAUCAUUUGUACAUGCACGUUAACUUUAUACAGUACUCCAACAGCCUGUUAAUGUGCUGUUGACUUCUACACUGAACUCUUUGCUUUGGGGAAACUCUGUGAUUGACUGUGUCGGUUGAAGCCUUGGCAUCUGACAGCCAAACUGUGGAUAUGGAUCACCAGGGAGCUUUGCUCACCUCGCUUGUACCAAAGUGCUGCCCCAGUGUUCCUCUGAGAUCACCCUCUGCCAAAUCAAUACAAGACACCGUUGCAUCUUCUCGUCCUCUAUAGCUUGAUGUUUUACUCCGUUCAGAUUUCAAACAGAAUAACGGAGACAUGAAGAAAAGUGCAUGCAAACACCCCUCAUAACUUUACAGCUGUUUUCAUCGAGAGCUAACAUGAAAAGGUGUGCCAAGCACAUGUGUUAGCAUCCUUGUAAUGGGUUUCUGCCAUUCGACGCUUACCGGGACAAGCGGUUCUAGGGUUGAUGAUGAAAAAAGGGCAGAGAGAAUAUCUUUGGUUUAGUGGAUGUAACUAAUAGCCCUUUUUAUUCCUAACCAAUAGAGGAUGUUGGUAGUUGGCUUGUAGACUUUACUUCUUGCUUUCUGUCCACUAGUUUGUUUGAUUGUAGCUAAUUUCUAAUGCUGUUUCACCAAGAAUGCACCAGCCACCACCAAAAAUGAGCUCAGUAAAACAUCUAAAUGACAAGAAAAGAAGGGUAGAAAGAUUAGAGGGCAUCAGUGUGUUAUUGGGACAAGCCUGACAUGAAUUUAGAAAUGUGACUGUCUUCCAUGCAUGUAGGACUUCUAGGUGUGAUAGUUUUUCAUUUAACCUUUCAAGUUUUUUGCUUCAUUCUUUUUUCUUUUUUUUUUUUAAUUCUUAUUAAACAAAAAAAAAAAUAAAGGAUAUAAUUAUUACAGUCAGACCAAAAACGAAAAAAAGUGCAUAAUGUAUUGCUAUGGCGUGUGUCUCUGUGGGAGUGUGCACAGUGUUCUUGGGGUGUCUUAGUUAAACUUGUGGGUGCCCAUGUAAACUUUGUAAACAUUAUAAAGACUGGGUGCUUCCAGCAGCCAAUGACACACAAGGUGGGAAUAAAGUGGGAUUUCCUUACCCAUCUUGGAACAUUUGAGCUUGUGAGCCUGAGGCAACACACUGCAACCUACUGUUGUACCAAAACCAAAAAUACAAAGUUCAGCAAUGUAAUAAUACUACUCUCUCUCUCUCUAAAGUUGGUGCACAGCUGUCUUAUGUCUGAAGAGAGAAGGUAAUUAUAUUUGUAUCUAUGUCUCUUUUUGUGGUGGUGUUGUGCCUCAAGUUUUGAUUUCUGGGCAUUCUGUUAUGGGAUUUCAUAAGUGGGUGGGUGGAUCGAACACAACUCUAACAACUCAUCAUGACUCUAAUUUGAUUGUGAGCAUCAAAGGAAUGCUCCCCCCUUUACCUUUCACGUCAUACCUUCUGUUUAAACAGAAAUAUUAUAUAUAUUUUUUAGUUUUAUGGCCAAUCGGGCAAGGGCUUCUCUCUCCUCUGUUACCAAAAAAAAAGAAAAAAAAAAAAAGAGGCAGCACUGGGUGUAGUUAAAACUCGUAAGACAAACCUGCAACAUUUAUGGGGAUUUUCAUUCUUUGGAACUAUUUUAUACAUUCAAUGUUAUGUGGGUAACAAAGCAUUUUGAUAGUAAGGUAAGCCUUAUUAAGAUUUCAUUUUCCUUGAAGACUUCUUUGAACCAUGUUCCGGGGCAAAACUUGAGCUUGAAAUCUGGUCAUAUGUGAGAUCCCACGUUUAAUUAUUUUGUUACUCAUUGCAGUUGAUCCGACUGUAUCUUACAAUGUUAUUGCCACACCAAAUUAUCAUGCCCGCCCUCUUUUUCUACCUGUUGUAAUGGAUGUCACUGUACAGUUUGUGUAAUGUUUCAGUAUUUUUAUUUCUUGUUUUUCCUUUUAUAAACUUAUUUGGUUGAGAUGCCGGUUUUAUGUUGGCCUUAUCUCGCCAGAUUCACAAUAAUCAGUUUGAAUUAUUUAGGUCUUUUUGUUACAUAACCAGGUUGCAAUGUAGUGUUUACGGAUGUACCAUUUGGUGCUGUGGAAACAGUGACUGAGCAUUUCCUGUGAAUUUGAAGUAUUUCAAACUUUACUCAGUAACGGUAACCUGGCUCUUUCCUCAAACCUGCACUCUAUUUCUGUGAUCAUUUACUAUUCAUUACUAUUGACAUUCAACUUAAAUCAGAAUAGCAUAUCUGCCUAAAUGUCAGUGUAACUUGAUUUUUACAGUCAAAUUACUUUUGAGUAUGUGGAUUCUGCAAGUGACAUGGUUUCACAGCACCAAAUGGCUUUGUAAACAUUUUUGAUUUCUUUGUUUUUAUUAGUAUUUGUAUUCCCCCUUUCUUUCCCUUGUAUUUACCCCUCUCUACCUCUGUCUUUCCAUUUCUCUUGUAUAUAACCCAACUGUUUUCAGACUUGUGAGUCUGUAUGAACUCCUUUUAUACCUCAACUUUAGAAUUGUUCUAGAAAGAGUAAAACAAAAAGGAAGAAUAUGACAAAUUGUAGUGUUCUUAUUAGAAAAAUCAAUAAAAAAAAUAUUUAGUGUGAUUUUUCAGUAUUUGAUUUCAGAUUUUAGUAGUGUUUCAUUUUAUAAUUUGUCUCAAAUGUAAUAAAAGAGAUUGCACCACCUAAGGAUUAGCGUGAAUCUGUUAGCUGCACAAAGACGAAUAUAAUAAUUUGCCUUGGACGUGAACACUAAUGCUGAUAGAAAUCAGAUUUUUUAUUUUGGUUACAAAAAGCAAACUUUACAGACAUGUAAGCAGAAAACUGAAAUGUACACGUUUUCUUAGAUGACAGUUUUUUUUUCUUCUUUCUUCCCUCCCCCAUUAUACCCCAGACACAGUCCAUCUGUCAUUUUUUCUGUUGGUGUCUGGAGAUUUCCAUAAGGCAUGAUCUUCCAACUUCUGUACACAGCCAAGCGUGUGCUGCAGACAAAAUUAAAAGAAAAGAAAAAAGA
Cololabis saira (Pacific saury) is the source of this 5269-nucleotide messenger RNA. It is a transcript of the gene pbx4, whose product is annotated as pre-B-cell leukemia transcription factor 4. The transcript is spliced from 10 exons. The coding region runs from base 564 to 1946 and encodes 460 amino acids. Gene Ontology annotation, biological process: regulation of transcription by RNA polymerase II; brain development; eye development. Gene Ontology annotation, molecular function: DNA-binding transcription factor activity, RNA polymerase II-specific; RNA polymerase II cis-regulatory region sequence-specific DNA binding. The record is from RefSeq and is a predicted model, not a curated record. Gene Ontology annotation, cellular component: nucleus. Lineage: Eukaryota; Metazoa; Chordata; Actinopteri; Beloniformes; Belonidae.